Molecule: messenger RNA, 780 nt
Organism: Erythranthe guttata (spotted monkey flower)
Lineage: Eukaryota; Viridiplantae; Streptophyta; Magnoliopsida; Lamiales; Phrymaceae
Source: RefSeq, a predicted model, not a curated record
GAACCAAAUGAAAGGUUUUCCAACUCGGGAUCCCGGGUCCGAACCCGCCACCGGCAAACAAAAAAACCCGAUCAACGUACAUUUUACAGAAAACCGACAUCCAAAACCUCAAAAACCUAGUGUCGGCCAAAGCACCGGAUAUGGUCCACCUAUCGUCUUUCACAGUGACGACGGCUUACGUAUGGUCCUGCCUGGCCAGAUCGGCGGCCCCCGCCGGAGAAUCGGUCGCCGUCGACGCCAGGCACAGACUCGACCCGCCGGCGCCGGCGGGGUACUUCGGGAACUGCGUGGCGUUUGUGGUGGCGGAGUUGACGCACGGGAGGCUGAGAGACGAGGAGGAGGGUUUUGUGGCUGCGGCGGAGUUGGUCGGAGGGCUUAUUGGGAAGAAGGUGAAUAGGAAAGAAGAGCUUAUGAGAGACGCAGAUGAUUGGCUGGUGAAGUACGGCCCGUUAAUGGGUAAACGGGUCAUGGGCGUGGCCGGGUCGCCGAAGUUUGACCUGUACGGGACGGAGUUUGGGUGGGGGAAGCCGGUGAAGUACGAGUGUGUGUCGAUUGAUGCAGAGGUGAAUGAAUCUAUAUCGCUCUGUAAGUCGAGGGAAUUCGACGGAGGCUUGGAGAUUGGUUUGUGUUUGCCGAAGAAGAAAAUUGAAGCAUUUGAAACUUUCUUUUAUCAUGGAUUAAAAUAUUAAUAUUGUACUUAUGAUUAAUUAAAAAAAAUGAUUUAUAUUUUCUUUUCAUGAGAAAGUUGUGCAUGCUUAUCAAUUUCGAAGCAUUGGGGUA